AUGCUUGAAGACACCCCACUCUCUGCGACUAGCAGCAUGAGUUACACUGAACUGGGAUUUUAUGAAAAACCAUUGGAACACUUUUGGCUAGAGGGACUUGUUCCAGCCGUCUUUACUCCCUUUCAAGAGGAUGGCGAACUAGAUUUGUCCAAAAUUGACGAAUAUUGUGAGUUUUUGGUGAAAAACGACAUCAAAGCUAUAUUUGUAAAUGGUACAACUGGUGAAGGAAAAUCUUUGACUAUGGAAGAGAGAAAGAAAGUUGUUGAAAAAUGGAUCACCACUGCAAUGGGAAGUUUAAAGGUCGUGGUUCACGUCGGAGGCUUGAAUGUUCGGGAUAGUAUUGAUUUAGCCAAACAUGCCGUCAACGCUGGGGCAGACGCAAUUGCAUCUCUUCCACCAUUGUUUUUCAAACCAAACAGUAUUGAGAAUCUUGUUGAACAUUGUAAAACAGUGGCCGAUGCUGCACCAAACCUUCCAUUUUAUUAUUAUCAUUUACCGUACAUGACGGGAGUAGAGCUGAAGAUGGAAGAUUUCUUGAUAAAGGCAAAGAAAAAAAUACCAAAUUUGGUUGGUCUGAAGUUUGCUUCAAAGGAUCUUGGAGAUAUGAUUGGUUGUCUGUUUGCUGGAAAUUUUAACAUCCUAUGUGGUUGUGAUGAGCAACUUAUGGCAAACAUGGUAAUGGGGGCACAUGGUGCAGUCGGUACUCUAUACAACUUUAUGCCUCAGCUCUUCCACAGACUUGUUCAGUAUGUCAGAAAAGGAGAGAUGCAGAAUGCUCGAGCAGAACAAAUUCGGGCACAAAAAGUUCUACGGAUUAUGCUUAAUUAUGGUCAUAAGCUUGGGGGUAAUGUCGCAGCUGUGAAGCCAUUCAUGACACUUGUCGGUUUGGAUCUUGGACCUCCGCGCCAACCAAUGAGGGCGAUGUCUGUUGAUGAAACUGCUGAAUUCUUAAAUGAUGUACAUAAACUAGGAUUUAAAGACUGGAAACCAGCUAUUUCACUGUAG
Messenger RNA from Saccostrea echinata, 1005 nucleotides. RefSeq names its product N-acetylneuraminate lyase B-like. Gene Ontology annotation, biological process: N-acetylneuraminate catabolic process. The transcript has 10 exons. NCBI's taxonomy places the organism in Eukaryota, Metazoa, Mollusca, Bivalvia, Ostreida, Ostreidae. The coding region runs from base 1 to 1005 and encodes 334 amino acids. The record is from RefSeq and is a predicted model, not a curated record. Gene Ontology annotation, molecular function: 4-hydroxy-tetrahydrodipicolinate synthase activity; N-acetylneuraminate lyase activity.